This is a messenger RNA of Microcebus murinus (gray mouse lemur), 2370 nucleotides long. It is a transcript of the gene TMEM171, whose product is annotated as transmembrane protein 171. Lineage: Eukaryota; Metazoa; Chordata; Mammalia; Primates; Cheirogaleidae. The record is from RefSeq and is a predicted model, not a curated record.
UCCAACACUGGGAUCAAAUUUCAACAUGAGAUUUGGAGGGUCAAACAUCCAAACUAUAGCAGUCAUUCCAUGUGGAGGUUAAAAGCAUCAUGCAGGAUUAAGGCAGGAUUGGAAGUGGUAGAGACAUGAGCACCAGGUGCCCAAGCCUGAGCUAAAUCACAGGAGAUCUGGGAAGCCAAUGAUGAGAGUGACAGGAAGGGCAGAGAGUAACACAUGGUUUAAACAGCAAAGGGUAGGGGGAGAAGUGGUCUGAAAGAGACAAUAACUAUGCUUGUGGUAAGUGGCCUGGAUGAAACACACCAGGUACUCUGAAAAUAACAAGGCAUCGUGGGGAGCCAGACUGAGCCUUGCUGGGGAAAUGGCAUUUAAUUAGAGAUGUAAAGGAUGAAUGGGAGUUUGUUAGCCUGCCCUUGAAUGACUCAAAGCUGACACUGAAUAAGAGCUAUAGCUACCUUCCAGGAAGAACGAACAGGGUGCAGUUGCAGAGUGCUCAGGUCCACUUCAGAGAGGAGAAGGGUGCUUCACCUCCAGGCCCAAGCCAGGGGCAGGGCGAGGAGGGCGGGGGAGGAGGUGCUCACCCGCUCUGUGCACCUGCGCAGCGGGGCUGCAGCAGUGCCCACUUCAUAGGGCUGUUACACAAUGCAAAGGAGUUAAUACAUUUGCAAAUCCCCCAAAACAUAUAGCAGGCUUUAUGUAAGGGUUGACUACAAUUAUUAUUAUUUUAGAGAAAAUAUUUCCCCUGCAAUUACAUCCAAGGGAAAAUUAUAGCAGGUCUUUCUCUCUGUGCUCAUUUAAUCCUUGCAGCAUCUUAAAAGGUGGGGUAAAAAGAAAAAAAACCAAGGAGCAGUUUUCCCCUUUCUUUCUGAAUCCACAGAGGCUCAAGCCCUGGUCUUACCUGCAUUCUGUGGCUUCCACAAAGGGCCUUUUGUUAAAAACUGGGGCAUUCAGGAGGUGGCUUCCUGCCAAACUGCCUUUUAAUUUAUCAAAGACUCCCAGCUCUCAGGUGUUCAGAAUCAUACUGCUUAAUUUUUUAGGCCAGAAGUGGCUUCAGGAGAAGCCAGGGUUCAAGUGCGUGACUGUGAAGAUAUGGCCAGCCCCACUGAGAAGACCGCUGCCCACCAGCCCCCAGCUGGGUGGCAUGUUCCCCACACACACUCGGUGGCCUCCUUCUGGGUUUCUGGGUCAGACCAUUUUGAAAGCCUUCUCCAAGUGUCUCAGACCGGUUUCCACAUCUGAUCCUAAAAAGAGGUGCUGAGAUCUCGGAGGGACAGAGAGCCAACCCCCCACCCCGGGGAAGGGGCCUCUUCUGGACAUGUCUCCCGCAGCCACUGCUGAGCCGGAUGGGGACCAGCAAGACAGGCUUGUCAGCAAGCUCAUCUUCUUCUUCUUUGUCUUUGGCGCCAUCCUGUUGUGUGUGGGGGUCCUGCUCUCCAUCUUUGGGUUCCAGGCCUGCCAAUACGAAGCCCUGCCACACUGCAGCAUGGUGCUGAAGGUCUCGGGGCCCACGUGCGCCGCGGUUGGGCUCGGGGCCCUGAUCCUGGCUCGUUCCCGGGCACAACUUCAGCUCCGAGAGGGCCGGCGGCGAGGCCACCAUGCAGACCCUGACCGAGCCUUCAUUUGUGGGGAGAGCCGCCAGUUUGCACAGUGCCUCAUCUUGGGGUUUCUGUUCUUGACGAGCGGCAUGCUCAUCAGCGUGCUGGGCAUCUGGGUCCCCGGAUGCGGGGCAGAUUGGGCGCAGGAGCCGCUGAACGACACAGACUCCGCCGACGCGGAGCCCCAGAUCUGUGGCUUCCUUUCUCUGCAGAUCAUGGGGCCCUUGACUGUGCUCGUGGGACUGUGUUUCUUCGUAGUUGCCCACGUCAAGAAGAGAAACAGUCUGAAUGCUGGCCAGGAUGCUCCUGAAAGCGAAGAGGGACAGACCCAGAGCACGGAGCCUGUCCAGGUCACCGUAGGUGAUUCGGUGAUCAUGUUUCCACCCCCUCCGCCACCUUACUUUCCUGAGUCUUCGGCUGCUGCGGUAACUCGAAGUCCUGGGGCUCAUGGUUUGCUUCCGAAUGAAAAUCCACCUUCAUAUUACAGUAUUUUUCACCAUGGCAGGACCCCGACUCCCGAGAGCCAGGGCACGGCCUCGGAGAGAGGUCUGGAAUCUGUAUAUACCAUCUCUGGGACCAGUUCAUCCUCUGCGACCUCACACUCGUCACAUCUUUCAUCUGAAUCACCUCCUAGAUAUGAAGAAAAAGACAACACCGCAGCCACGUCCUUGUCUCCGUCUUUUGAGCCAUCCUCCCCAUAAACUAUGACUCCAGUUCAGUUUUAUAUAUAACGAAUCACUAUUUUAUUUAAUUUUUUUUAAUAAAAAAUAUAAUAGGA